Molecule: messenger RNA, 1313 nt
Organism: Fulmarus glacialis (Northern fulmar)
Lineage: Eukaryota; Metazoa; Chordata; Aves; Procellariiformes; Procellariidae
Gene: GNB4
Product: guanine nucleotide binding protein (G protein), beta polypeptide 4
Exons: 9
Coding region: 48-1070 (340 amino acids)
Biological process (GO): G protein-coupled receptor signaling pathway
Cellular component (GO): cytoplasm; heterotrimeric G-protein complex
Molecular function (GO): protein binding; signaling receptor complex adaptor activity
Source: RefSeq, a predicted model, not a curated record
GCAGGUUUUCUUCACCGGUGGAGCGUGAGAGAUAGAGACUGAAGAAGAUGAGUGAGCUGGAACAGUUACGGCAGGAGGCAGAGCAACUGCGAAAUCAAAUCAGAGAUGCAAGGAAAGCAUGUAGUGACACAACUCUUGCUCAGAUCACAACAAGUCUGGACUCAGUGGGUCGAAUUCAAAUGCGAACAAGGCGUACGCUUAGAGGUCACUUAGCCAAAAUCUAUGCUAUGCACUGGGGAUCUGACUCGAGGUUACUAGUAAGUGCUUCUCAAGAUGGAAAAUUAAUUAUUUGGGAUAGUUAUACAACAAAUAAGAUGCACGCCAUUCCUUUAAGAUCCUCCUGGGUGAUGACUUGCGCAUACGCACCGUCUGGAAACUACGUUGCCUGUGGUGGAUUGGACAACAUCUGUUCCAUAUACAACUUAAAAACCAGAGAGGGCAAUGUGAGAGUGAGCCGAGAGUUGCCAGGGCAUACAGGAUACUUGUCCUGUUGUCGCUUUCUAGAUGACAACCAAAUUGUCACUAGCUCAGGAGACACCACUUGCGCUUUGUGGGAUAUUGAAACUGGUCAACAGACCACUACAUUCACUGGGCAUACUGGCGAUGUGAUGAGUCUCUCUCUAAGUCCAGAUAUGAGGACUUUUGUUUCGGGUGCCUGUGAUGCCUCCUCGAAGCUUUGGGAUAUUCGAGAUGGAAUGUGCAGGCAGUCGUUCACAGGGCACGUGUCAGAUAUUAAUGCAGUUUGUUUUUUCCCUAAUGGACAUGCAUUUGCUACUGGAUCUGAUGAUGCCACUUGCCGACUCUUUGACCUACGUGCAGAUCAGGAAUUAAUGAUGUAUUCGCACGACAAUAUCAUCUGCGGGAUCACUUCUGUAGCCUUCUCAAAAAGCGGUCGCCUCUUGCUAGCAGGUUAUGAUGACUUCAACUGCAACGUGUGGGAUACUCUGAAAGGGGAGAGAGCAGGUGUCCUUGCUGGCCAUGACAACCGUGUCAGCUGUUUAGGUGUUACUGAUGACGGCAUGGCUGUAGCUACAGGGUCUUGGGACAGUUUUCUCAGAAUCUGGAAUUAACUGGGAGCCAAACAUGUACAUUCUCCACUUGAGAUCUGGAGAGAUCAAUGCUGCAGCCUAUAGCUGUGAAAUAACAUUUCUACCUUGUAUUUGCAGGUGAAGUUUUUCUAUUCACUGAUUAUUACACAAAAAGGCUUUCUGUAAACUAGAAAAAAAAUCAAGUGAAGAAAUAGGGGAGGGGGGAAGAAAUCACUGACUUUUUAAAAGGGGCCAGCACACAUAAUCAUGGUGACCGACAAACUA